Messenger RNA from Carassius auratus (goldfish), 5786 nucleotides. Its product is annotated as protein kinase C zeta type-like. NCBI's taxonomy places the organism in Eukaryota, Metazoa, Chordata, Actinopteri, Cypriniformes, Cyprinidae. Gene Ontology annotation, biological process: protein phosphorylation. Gene Ontology annotation, molecular function: protein serine/threonine kinase activity; protein binding; ATP binding. The record is from RefSeq and is a predicted model, not a curated record. The coding region runs from base 420 to 2219 and encodes 599 amino acids. The transcript is spliced from 18 exons.
CGCGACUCGCGCGAAACAAUCUGUCGCGCUCUUCUGUUAUGUUAUAAAGUGCACUUUCCAACAUUUCCUCGCGACAGCGCUACACACACGGAAUGUCCCGCGGAAGCGCAGGCGAACAACAGGUGGAUUCAGAGGCCAAUCCAGACGUGGAAGUAGCCAUACUUCUGUGUCUCUCCGCCCCUGUGAGUAACCAUAGCAAAGAUACCGUAAAAUCCAGCGUUCCGGAAAGAAGAUGAAUAACACGCUCGCGAUAUGGAUCAUUUCAGCGGUGACGCGACGUUGGGAGCAUUACGAACAAGAUUGACCACUCACACAGUUUAUUCGGAGUUAUGUCACUUUACAUCUGAAAUCGUCUUCUGAUACACAGAGGCUGUUUUAUUUCUGACCCAAGAGAGUGUUUGUAGACUUUUGGAGUCAUUAUGCCUGUCAGCAACGGAUCGAUGAUGGAUUUCCCCUCGGAAUAUGUGAAAGUAAAGGCGCACUACGGAGGGGACAUGCUGAUCUCUGACUUGGAUUUGGCCAUGACGUACACCGAGGUGUGUGAGGAAGUGAGAACGAUGUGUGGGGUCCGAAAGGAGAUGCCAAUUACACUCAAGUGGAUUGACGAUGAAGGGGACCCAUGUACCAUCUCAUCCCAGAUGGAGCUGGAGGAAGCAUUCCGUAUCUACAACCGAAACCGGUGCUCCGGACUCCUUUUGCAUGUAUUCCCAAGCAUUCCUGAAAAGCCUGGUAUGCCGUGCCCAGGAGAGGACAAAUCGAUCUACCGCCGUGGAGCUAGACGAUGGAGGAAGCUGUACCGGGUGAACGGACACCUCUUCCAGGCCAAGCGCUUUAACAGGAAAGCGUACUGUGGCCACUGCAGCGAGAGGAUAUGGGGACUGGGGCGUCAGGGCUACAAGUGUAUCAACUGCAAGCUACUGGUCCAUAAACGCUGUCACAAGCUCGUCCCACUGACCUGUCAAAGGCAUAUGGAUCCAGUCAUGCCAUCACAGGAGCCGUUGGUAGACGAUGAUAAAAGUGGAGAGGAAGUGGAGCUCCCCCCUGAGGACCCUGAGGAAACAGACGCAAUUCCAGUCCCUUUUUUAGCACACAAUCGGAAAGUGGAGAAAGCUGAAGAUGACGCAGAGGAUCUGAAGGCAGUGGUGGACGGUAUCGAGGGGAUUCAGAUCUCCCAGGGGCUCGGUCUGGGGGACUUUGACCUGAUCCGGGUCAUCGGGAGGGGCAGUUACGCCAAGGUGCUGCUGGUCCGACUCAAGAAGAACGAACAGAUUUACGCCAUGAAGGUGGUGAAGAAAGAGCUGGUCCAUGACGAUGAGGACAUUGACUGGGUCCAGACAGAGAAACACGUUUUUGAACAAGCAUCAACCAAUCCAUUCUUGGUGGGACUUCACUCUUGCUUUCAGACAGAGAGCCGGCUGUUCCUAGUGAUCGACUAUGUGAAUGGAGGAGAUCUCAUGUUCCAUAUGCAGAAGCAGCGGAAGCUUCCAGAGGAACAUGCCAGAUUUUAUGCUGCUGAAAUUUGCAUCGCUCUUAAUUUUCUGCAUGAGAAGGGUAUCAUUUACCGGGAUUUAAAACUGGACAAUGUACUACUAGACCAGGAUGGCCAUAUCAAAAUUACAGACUAUGGCAUGUGCAAGGAGGGAAUCAGACCAGGUGACACCACCAGCACAUUCUGUGGGACGCCCAACUACAUCGCCCCAGAGAUCCUGAGGGGAGAGGAUUACGGGUUCAGUGUAGACUGGUGGGCUCUGGGAGUGCUCAUGUUUGAAAUGAUGGCAGGCCGGUCUCCCUUCGACAUCAUCACUGACAAUCCUGAUAUGAACACAGAGGAAUAUCUCUUCCAGGUCAUUUUGGAGAAGCCGAUACGGAUUCCCAGGUCAUUGUCUGUUAAGGCUGCGAGUGUGCUGAAAGGCUUUCUGAACAAGGACCCAAAAGAGAGGCUGGGAUGCCAAGUUCAGACCGGAUUCACAGACAUCAAGUCUCAUACGUUCUUCAGAAGCAUAGACUGGGACCAGCUGGAACAGAAGCAGGUGACGCCACCGUUCAAACCUCAGAUCACAGACGACUACGGUUUAGAUAACUUUGACACGCAGUUCACCAACGAACCCGUGCAGCUAACACCAGACGACGAGGAUGUGAUAAAGAGAAUAGACCAGUCUGAGUUUGAAGGAUUCGAGUACAUUAAUCCUCUGCUGCUCUCCAAUGAAGAAACCGUAUGAGGGAAGAACAAUCCGGCUGAUGUUUCUCUGCCUGCGGCUCCACAAGACUACUACAGCUGAGUUUAACUCAGACUCAGACAUGUGUCACAGAGAAGAACUUUUCCUUAAAACUGUGUUCAAGACAAAAAGCAACACUAAGACUUAAAGUUUCGGACCCUGCUUGAGUUAUUUUGGGAUCACACUGGAAGAAGAAAUGACUGGAGGAUCUUCAGAAAACAAACUCAGAACGAUUCCCCAAAUUUCAGCUGUUGAUUGUCUUCCUGCUUCCCAGCAACCUCUUUCAUUUUCACGCCCAUGUUUGUGUGUGCGCGCGCACUGUUGCCUGGGACUAAAGUUGGUUCCUUUAAUGUGUGCCUGCGUCCAUUAGAGACUACAUUUCCCAUCAAGCCUAGCUAAAUAUGACAGUUCUAACUUAAUGUGCACUUUUAUUUUGUUCCAUUUUUUAAAUUUUGGGAUUCUCUUUAAUCUUGUAUGAGGCUCAUCCUCAAGCAAAACAAGAAUGUAUAAUGUUAAAAAAGUUAAAAAAAAAAAUUGUAUUAUAGUGUAGGUAGUCAAUCAAAGAAUUUAUGAUGCCUUCUAUGAUGCAAAGUGGCACAUUUUAAUUCAUGACCAUGAUGGUUUCAUCCACAGUGGGUAGCUAUGCUUUAAACCGCAAGCUUUGAACCACCCAUGUUGGUUUUAUAGAGUAAAUGGAAGAUAAAAUGUGUUUUUUGAAGAAGUGCCUCAAAGAUCCAAAAUUCACCAUGCUCCAAACUGCUCUGAACUCCACGUUGGAUUGGAGUUAGUUGCACCAUCCAAUGAGAAGAUGGGCUGCAGGUGUUAUUAUUAUUAUUUACAUAACACAAACACACUGAUACAUACGUAAAAAAAACAAAAUUAAAGUUAUACACUGAAUGAUCACAAGCCCACAUACAGACCAGCAGAAAUAUAAGAAACCUAGGUUUACUGGAAAAACGUUCCUCUAUUCAAGUUUUUGCGGAAAUUAUGGUUAUGAUUGUUAAUUAAGAAAGACUUUUUUUGCACAAUAUUAUGUUGCGACCUCAAAACACUUGUAUGGUGCAUGAUUUGUAAUACAUUUAAAAAUUUGCACCAGAUGACUGAUGCAUAUGUCUGGUUUUUCCCACACAUAUGUAAAUUUGCUCGGUAGCUCACCCGGUACAGCAUUGCACAAGUCACAGUUAAAGAGCUUACAGACUUGUAGAAGCAAGUUAAAAAUCACUCACGUUUGCUUCAGUUAGGUUUAGGGUCCGUACGUUAUUUUCAAAUGCUAUAGAGCAUUAACCUCACUGGAAAUUUCAUUUCCGAACCACCACAUCACAAAAAAAGCAACCAACAUAAAAUGCUGCCAGAUUUAUUAAUCUAGUUUAGAUAAAACUGAAUGCACUUUUAGCCUUUCACACUGAAAGUCAAAAAACAACAAAAUAUAAUUUUGCAUAAAUGUGGCAAUAGGCACGUUUUCUCCAAUAAGCCUGGGUUUAAUAUUACAGUAAAACUCAAUACAAGUGCACACUAUAUUACUAAAAUGGCUGCUUCUGUUGUACUCAUGUGAUCUGUCAAUAACGUGCUGUUGAGACCUUGUGGAGAGCGAGAGAACACAAACAAGGGUUUGUACGUGAUGUCGCUGGUGUUGUGUGGUGGUAAAAUUGUGCAACAGUGAUGUGACUGAAUCUCAGAUGACCUAAACACAUGGUGGAACUGUCUUUGCAGUCGCAGUCAGAUGCUUACAUUGAACCCAUUGCAACACUUAAUAUCAAACACAGUUUGCGGAGAAUUCUAAUAUUUUAUCAUUCAGUGGCAGGUUGUGUUCGGAAUGGAGUUCUAGCCUACUACUGUACUUGUAGAAUAUACUGUAUUCUGUCUACUAUUUGUAUUAAUAGUAGAUGAAAUGAUUGUCAAUAUUCCACGAUAAACACUUUUCAGACAUUAGUAAACUACACUGUCACAUUACCUUGGGAUGUUGCCUAUCAUCAGCAACUAAUGACUAUUUGUAUUUUAAAAUCACUUUUGUGUAAAAACGCUGAGUCUUUACAGUUAGGCAGAAUAGUAAGCCAACAAAAAGAGUUGAAAUGGAAGGUCAAGUUGUGUGUAUUGCAUUAUGGAAUAUGUUAUUCUGCGCUGUGUAUGUCUUGGCAAACGUAGUAGGUCAUCUGGGUAUCCCAUGCAUACUGUGCACAGUAUACGUACUGCAGAGAUCGUGAGGGUAGCAUGUUGAUAGCCGUACACUCCUACACACAACUAAACUAUCACGUCUAUUUAAAUUCCAGGCCACACUAAAAAGCUCUUAAAAAUGAACUUCAAAAUCCGUAAUUUUCCUUUAAAGAAAAAACAGCCAAUCACAGGCUAGCGUGACUGAUUAAUCCCUCACAGUGAUAAGGUAUUGUGUUAUUAAGCAACUAGAUAUGUUUUCUAUCUUCCAUUGCAUUUAAUCUCCAAGUUUUGGGGUUUUUAUUCCCCUCUUUUCCUGAAGAGUGAAGACAACACUCUUAGAUGUGAACGCUUUGAUGAAAUCAGACCUGUGUGAAGAAUUCCUGCCAUGUUAACAGGAUUAAUUAGCUGCUUUUGUGUCAGACAGUAGCGAGAUUAGCAGACGGCUAAGAACAAAGAACGGCCCGGGAGAUAACAAGCGUGACGAACGUAACGAUAACGAGGUAGAGAGCAAAGCCACCAUGCUUUCAGCUCUCUAAUGAAAAGCUGGUACAAAAACAGGCACAACAUUUUGAAGAACUCCACUAUUUAUGAAUGAUUGUUUGUGACAGGAACUUCAGGUGAAUGCAAACUGCGUAGUUUUCCAUUCCAGUAUAGUUUGACAGGGCCAUUGCAACCGCAGGUUUUGAAGGUAAAGGUGGUCCUAUACAAAAUUUGCUUGAUUUUCAUUCCUGUACACCAAUGAUUAUUUUUACAAACUGUAUGAAAAGCAGGUACUAUGGUAUAUUACAAAGGACCAAGUAAUCAUCAACUUAAUUUUCCACCAGCUUGAGCCAAUGUACAGAACCCACGUAAAAUGGUGUCAGAUUUAUGAUUGUCCUUUGUUGGGGUUUUAUUCAUGUUUAUAUUUGAACUGGAAUGAGUUUUGGCAUAAUUGUAAAUAUCUGUAAUUUAACCCUUCAGAUUUUCACAGAAAAGAAAAGAAAUAAAUCUGUUUCUGCAUCAUUAUAAGAGAUAUCUGAAUCCAGCGUCCAAGCCGCUAGUCUCAAACUUAGAGCCCAAGACUGCAAUAAAAUACAAGUUCCUGUCCCUGAAAACAUUUUAAGCAAGAAAUUUCCAUUAUUUAUCAACUUGCCAAAUACAAAAGCUGUCGCAAGCUGUUUUCUGCUUUUUUUUCUUUUUUGGUUCUUUCCUUACAUUGACUCCAAAGCAAGUGACGCUCUUAUCAAUGUGCUACAGGGGAAUACUUUUAUAUUUGAAGUGUUUGUUUUAUAACUUAUUGUAAAUGAAAGCUCUAGUAGAGUUUCUGUGGGCUGAGGGUGGGAGAGAGAGAUGUGAACAUGUCUUUGGGUUUAUGAGGUUUAGUCUUAAGCAUCUUAGAUAACAACUGUAAAUCAGUAAAUGUUCAUUGUACUGACUUUA